AUGCGUCUUCCACAGAACAAACUUCAACGAGCAAAAGCCGCGCUGCAUGGCAUUCAGGCGGUGCUAGUCUUCGUCGCCGGAUGUCUGACCCUCGCCGUCAUGACCAAGUCGGGAGGAUAUGGAGGACAGACGGGCUUCUACUUCGCACUGUGCUUCCUCACACUACCAGCCAUCCUCUACAUGACCAUUGGCCCGCUGUGGUCUCGACUCUGGCGAUUGAACAACGUCUACGCCUACACUACAAUUGAUUUGCUCUUCGCCUUGCUCUGGUCUGCUGCUGCGAUUGCUGUCGCGGUGUGGAAUGGACAGGGAAUCAGAAAAGGCGAGAAGGGGCAGGACACAAAGACUAGGCGGGACACGGGUGCACUCUCCUCACGCGCUGACGCCGUAAAGAAGGGAUGUGCAGCUUUCGCAUUUGGUAGCGAGUCCAAGUGUACCGUCAGCAAGGCGACGGUGGGCUUUGCGGUGGUCAUCUUUCUCCUCUUCGUCGCGACAAGCUACAUCUCCGUCCGAGCUAUGCUCGAGUUCCGUAAAACCGGCGUCAAUGUCACGCUUGCACCUUCUGGCGAUCGCAAUCGAAAAGAGGAGCUGUCCGGAGAAGAUGGGAAGGAUGUUUGGUCUACCAACACAGACGAGCUGAACGCGCACAUGGCGGAUGAUCAUGUGCAGUUCGGCCAGAGCGAGGGGGAUCGUGAGGGGUUACUCAGCCACCAACAAUCUUCCGACGAUCUUGCCCACCCUGGAAGGCGAACAAGCUACCACUCUCAGCUUGCGACGGCGCCGGCGUACGAUACGAGCUAUGCUCCGAGCGCGUUAUCUCCUACUGGCAUUCUGGGUGCAAAUACACCAGGAGACACGAGUGGCAGGGUGCUAUUUCCUGAAGCGAAUUACAGCGCGUUGCGAUGA
Ramularia collo-cygni is the source of this 906-nucleotide messenger RNA. RefSeq lists its product as uncharacterized. Lineage: Eukaryota; Fungi; Ascomycota; Dothideomycetes; Mycosphaerellales; Mycosphaerellaceae. The coding region runs from base 1 to 906 and encodes 301 amino acids. The record is from RefSeq and is a predicted model, not a curated record. The transcript is spliced from 2 exons.